Molecule: messenger RNA, 1467 nt
Organism: Alternaria rosae
Lineage: Eukaryota; Fungi; Ascomycota; Dothideomycetes; Pleosporales; Pleosporaceae
Product: chaperonin 10-like protein
Exons: 2
Coding region: 246-1331 (361 amino acids)
Molecular function (GO): oxidoreductase activity, acting on NAD(P)H
Source: RefSeq, a predicted model, not a curated record
UACACCAAUUAGUGGAUACAUGAAUAGUAAUUCCGCGAAUGAACAGCAACCCGCUUCGUGCUGCGUAAUACGCGGCGGAAAGUUUCCGUAUCAGGAUGAUCGCUUAAUCAUCGAGGACCAUACACAAUAGCUAUCUCCAAAAAGCCGCAGACAACUAGCAAGUCAUCAAAGCAUAUAACAUACCAUCAUCAUCAAAGUCCCUCCCACCAUGUACUUUACCCACCUAUCCGGAACCCAUCCCCAAAAUGAACGAAGCCGCUGUGCUCACCUCCCCCAGAUCCCCGCUCGUCGUGCAAUCACUGCCCAUUCCUAGCCCUGCACCCCAUGAACUACUUAUCAAGGUGCAUUUUAUAGGCGUCAAUGCUAUCGAAGCCAAGAUUUCUAAACAGGCAACGCCACCACCGCCCUCCUACCCUUUCAUUCCAGGCUCUUCCUACACGGGUACAGUUUCGGCUGUCGGCUCCCAAGUCACGGAAUACCAAGUUGGCGACCGCGUUCUCAUUAGCAAGAGAUUUGGUACACAGGGAAAUGCAUAUGGCGCGUAUCAACGCUACGCUAUUGUUGCUGCGGGUGAGAAGAUUAUUAUAAGUGUACCAGGCUGGUUCACUGACAGUGAGGAGAAGGCGCUAGUGGCGGUGGUGAUGAACGCGAGUUGUGUGCCUGGACUAUUUUCUGGGCGAUUGGGACUGCGCAGACCGGAUUUCAGGGAGAACGAACAACGAAAUGAUGAUGAGGCGGGGGUAAGACAGAUUGAAACAAGCAAGAAGGAGAAGAUUUUGGUAUACGGCGGAAGUUCCAGUUUUGGCCGUCUAGCAGUGCAAUACCUUGGAUGCGCGGGGUACGAUGUCACCACCACGUCGUCGCCUCUGCACAUGGCCAGCGUACGUUCGCUCAUUGGCAGUGACAAUCAGGUCAUCGACCAUACGCAACCCCCCGAAAGAGUCAUUGCAGAACUCAAAGCGCGUGGACCAUACGACAUCGUCGUCGACAUGAUAUCCACCCCCCAAACUAUCCCUCUCACAAGCCGCAUCCUGGUCGCCCAAGGUGGGGGAAAGCUGUUCACUACCCAGCCUGCUUUCGGCCCGGAGUGCUUGCCAGAGGGUGUAGAGAGAAUUUUUGAACCGUGGUCGGACUCGUUGUACGAGGAGGGGAAUGAAGGACUGAUGGAAUGGGUUGUGGGGAUGUAUUUACCAUUUGGCAUGGAGAAGGGGUGGAUGAGUGGGCAGGUUGUUGAGAUGGUGGAGGGGCUCGAGGGUGUUGACGUGGUUCUGAGGGGGAUGAUUGAGGGAUGUGCGAGUGGAAAGAGGUUUGUUGUUGAGGUUGUUGGGUAAGGACUUUUAGGGUGGAUUUUUGGGAAAUCAAAUCUGUGUAUGAUACCUAGUAUAUAUGCCUGUGGAAAUACCAGCUCCCAGCCUCUUCUACCCACAUCCAAACACGAACAAUGAAAGUGCUACCGUGAUGUGCCAG